This is a messenger RNA of Chrysochloris asiatica (Cape golden mole), 1338 nucleotides long. Its product is annotated as chromosome unknown open reading frame, human C10orf88. The transcript has 6 exons. The record is from RefSeq and is a predicted model, not a curated record. Bases 1 to 1338 code for a protein of 445 amino acids. NCBI's taxonomy places the organism in Eukaryota, Metazoa, Chordata, Mammalia, Afrosoricida, Chrysochloridae.
AUGGAGGCCAGGACCGAAGACCCGGGACUGACUCGCCGCCCAACUUUGGCUUCUUCCUGGGAUGCGCCGUGCGGGGCCCUGAGCCAGAACCUCUUUCUCAGCCGGGGUGGUCUCGGCGCCGGGGAAUUCGACUGGGAGGAGCUGCUGGCGCCGCCUGCCCCGGGCCAGGAUCUGAUGAUAUUGAAGAGGAACCUGAGCAGCCAAGAAGAAAGUCCCUGCUUCCUUUACCUGACCUGUGACCCUAAUGGAGGUGAAGAAAUCGUGUCUUUGGGCAUUUUAAGUUCAGCAAGAAAUAUGGAAGUGUACUUAGGAGAGGAGUACCUUGGAACCAGUAGGGGCAGGAAUGUUUGUACUGUCCUGGAUAACAGCGAACCUGAGAAGAUUAUUUUGUACAAAAAAUAUUUAAAAUUGGAAUCCUCCACACAUGCUUGUAAAGUAAAGUUGCUCUCCUUUGGUGAAAAGCACUAUGUGUUCGUUAGUAAAAUUGUGGUACACAUGAGACCGGCUUCAGCAAGUUCUGCAGCAAGCUGUCCUGCUCUAGGAUCGAGGAUAGAUCUCGGCAGGGUGCAAACCAUCGUGGAAUCCAUUGGCUCCAAGUUAUCGCCAGGAGCCCAACAGCUGAUGAAUAUGGUUAGGGUUCAACAGCAGAAUUACAUGCCCUUAGGAGAGCAGCUUCAGUCUGUUCUGGGAAAUACUGGAGACAAGCUUAUGAUUGGACAACAGUCAGUACCUACUCUAGCAGCCUUAAACAAGUCACCCUUCACACCUUUUCCGUUUCGAACUGGAUUGACACCUGGAAAAGUGCCUGACGACGUCAGAGCUGACCCUGAUAAAAAUGUAUGGCCUCCAGGUGGAGGGGACCCUUCAGACCCCCAUGAGUGUGGCAGUGUGCUGCAAAGCCAGGCUCUGCUUGACAGUCGUCUUCAAGAUGCAAUUUCCUCCUUCUUACCAAAGAAAGCAAGUGGCAACUCAGAUAUCCCCAGCUCUGACUUGCUUCCUUUUCUUCAGAAUUUAUGUAGUCAAGUUAACCAUCUCCGGGUGGGCAAUAAGACUGAGUGGCAGGAGAAGAUUACCAAGCCCCGUGAAGGCGUCGUCGGUGUUGGAGUGGAAGAACAACCUGUUUGCUCUUACUUGGAAAAGAUUCUUUCUAAAAAUAUGGAACUGAUGGAAAAGAACCUCACAGACUACAUCGAUCAGCGAAUAUGUAAACUCCAGGAACACUUAGAUAAUAAGAUUGCAUUAUUAAUGAACUUGCUGCAAAGUUCUAACUCCGUGACCCCUGGGAUGCCUCUAAGACAAUAUGAUUCUGGAGAAAGACUUUCAAAUGGAGAAAGAUAA